Schizophyllum commune H4-8 is the source of this 890-nucleotide messenger RNA. RefSeq lists its product as uncharacterized. Gene Ontology annotation, molecular function: protein binding. The transcript is spliced from 5 exons. Bases 15 to 458 code for a protein of 147 amino acids. The record is from RefSeq and is a predicted model, not a curated record. NCBI's taxonomy places the organism in Eukaryota, Fungi, Basidiomycota, Agaricomycetes, Agaricales, Schizophyllaceae.
CAGUGCCAGAGGAGAUGCAAGCGGAAUGCGCGAAGGCGCGGGCCGUAUUGAACGCGAACAUCGGUGCAUGUUAUGUCAAAUUGGGUGACCACAAAGCGGCCGUCGCGUCCUGCACCGAAGCCCUUGCGGACGAUCCGAAGUACAUCAAAGCCUUGCAACGUCGUGCAUCCAGUAACGAAGUCAUCAACACAUGGGCCUCCUUAUCCAGCGCGUCCGAAGACUAUGCCACCCUCCUUACCCUUAUUCCCUCGCACACGCCCCUCUACGGCGAGAUAGAACGGGCCCAAAGACGCGUCAAGCCCCGGCUCGAGGCCGCGCAAAAGGACGAAAUGGACGAAAUGAUGGGCAAGCUAAAGGGCUUGGGCAACAGCGUCCUCGGGUACUUCGGCCUGUCAACCGACAACUUCAAGUUCGAGCAGAAUCCGCAGGGAGGGUACUCGGUCAACUUCCAGCAGUAGGCGCCCUAUGUAGUCCUCCCUGUCGGCCAUUCUGGUAUCGGCUUGAAAAGUGGCCAUAUCUGCGUGGACAUAUUCGAAUCAGCCCGGCCCUCGUUGUAACAACGCACACCACUCACCCUCGCCUUAAUCUUUCCCGCUAUCAAGCUCAUAGGCACCGGCCCAUACACCCUGGAAUCCCUCGACCACGCAAGAUUGUCCCCAGCUAGCCACACAUGCCCCUCGGGCACCACGACGUGCUCGUCUGAUGGGGCGUACUUCCCGCUGGGGUCCACGCAUACGACGUCACCUGGCAGUCCCAGAACGCGCUUGCAGACGAGGCGCAUAGGGUCGAGGGGGGAGUAGAAGGACACGAGCUCGCCGCGAGCCAGGGUACGGCGGUCGUAGGGUGCGCCGAGACGUGACUCGAUCACGACCUCGCCGGUGUGGUCGAAG